This is a messenger RNA of Acanthaster planci (crown-of-thorns starfish), 4078 nucleotides long. RefSeq names its product signal recognition particle 72 (gene srp72). Gene Ontology annotation, molecular function: protein binding; ribosome binding; 7S RNA binding. The record is from RefSeq and is a predicted model, not a curated record. Gene Ontology annotation, cellular component: signal recognition particle, endoplasmic reticulum targeting. Gene Ontology annotation, biological process: SRP-dependent cotranslational protein targeting to membrane. Lineage: Eukaryota; Metazoa; Echinodermata; Asteroidea; Valvatida; Acanthasteridae.
CGCAAACAUGGCGGCUUCCACAGCGAGCAAGGUGCAAGCGUUGUACUCGGAGUUAAACCGAGCUGGCCAGAAUGGGGACUACCAGAGGGCUUUAAAUGCAGCUAACAAAAUUUUGAAGGAGUCGCGAAAUGACGAGACGGCAUUUCACUGCAAAGUUGUGUGCCUGAUUCAGCUGUCCCAGUUCCAGCAUGCAAUUAAAGAAAUUGCAAACAACCCUGCGUUGGCAAGUGGACUGAUGUUUGAGAAGGCAUACUGUCAGUAUCGGCUGAACAGAAUACAGGAUGCACUGACAACAAUCAAAGGUGUUAGCAACCCCAGCCCCAAACUCAAGGAACUCAAGGGCCAAGUGUUGUACCGGCUAGAACAGUACAAGGAGUGUCUUGACGUCUACAAAGACUUGAUUAAAAAUACAUCAGACGACUACGAUGAGGAGAGAGCAACCAACCUGUCGGCAGUCGUGGCUGCUUUGCAACUGUGGGAGCAGCAGUCAGUGGCUGACCUUGGGUUGAAAGAGGACACGUUUGAGUUGAGCUACAACAAAGCCUGCCUGUUGCUGGGCCAGGCAGAGUAUGGGCAGGCACUGGAAGAGCUGGACAGGGCAGAGGAACUGUGCAAAGAGGGCAUGGAGGAUGAAGCUGAAAUGACCGCAGAGGAGAUUGAGGCAGAGCUGGGGGUGAUCCACGUGCAGCGAGCCUACAUACUCCAGCUGCAAGGCAGGACAGACGAGGCCAUGAAGAUUUACAAUCAGCUGGUCAAGUCAAGACCCUCUGACAUUGGCCUGAUGGCGGUUGCUUCCAAUAACAUCGUCAGUCUGAAUAAGGACCAGAAUGUGUUUGACUCCAAGAAGAAGAUCAAGGCGACUACAGUAGACGGCCUACAGCACAAACUGACUUCCAGCCAGCAGUCGGCGAUUGCUUACAAUCGUUGCGUCCUGAUGUUGUACACAAACCAGUACGAUCAGUGUAGAAAACAGCUGCAGCAGUUAAGAAAUUCAUACCCGGACAGCGAUAUGCCCUGCUUAGUAGAGGCCGCUUUGCUCUGCAGAGAGAAGCAGACUGCCAAGGCGGUGCAGAAAGUCCGGGAUUACAUCAAGAGCAAGCGGAGGGUUUCACUGCAGGUCAAACUGACCCUGGCUCAGCUGUAUAUUAUGCAAGGGCAGGUGAGUGAAGCCUGUGAGGUGCUGCUAAAGCUGGAGGCGGACACGUACAAGCCUGGCAUCGUAUCCAGCCUGGUAGCGCUCUACACCAACCUGGACAAUCCGGAGGGCGCUAUGCAGGUGCUGGACAAGGCAGUGGAGUGGUACAAGCGAGAAGGGGAGAAGCAGAGCGAGUUGAACACCCUCUUGAGAGAGAAUACAAACUUCAAGCUCAAGCACGGCAAGUCGCAAGCCGCCGUCAGCAUGCUGGAGGAUCUGAGAAAGGCUAACCCAGAGGAUGUGAGGACCCUUGCACAGCUCAUCUCAGCCUACUCCAAAUUUGAUCCCAAAAGAGCUCAAGAACUAAGCCGGGAGCUGCCCCCCGUGGCGGCCUUCUCGGGCUCGGUGGACGUGGACGUCCUGGAAACCACGCCCCUCUCCCUGACCUCCCGCCAGAUGAAGAAGACGGGGGGGAAGGUGGAGAAGCCAGAGAUGGCAGAGAGCAAGAUGGACGCUCAGAUCGCCAAGAAGAGAAGAAAGCACAGGAAGCGGCAUCUCCCGGCCAACUACGACCCCAGCGUGACCCCUGACCCAGAGCGCUGGCUGCCAAUGCGAGAGAGGUCCUACUUCAAGGGCAAGAGAAAAACCAAAAAGGGAGCCAUCGGCAAAGGCACGCAAGGCGCCACUGCCGGCAGCAGCGAAAUGGAUGCCAGCAAGCCUAGCAGCAGCACUCCCAGCUCUCCUCGAGCUGGCUCAGCUGCGUCCUCGGCCCCGACGGCAACAACUGCAGCCUCUGUCGCUGGCCCAUCCCCACGGCAACAGAAGCCUGGUGGACAAGGCGCCAAGAAGAAGCAGAACAAGAAGAAGAAGGGGGGUCAGAAGUGGUGAGGGCCUCGGGUAGGCAUCAGGGAGAUAUCUGAGCGUUCCCAUGGACUUAGAACAACUUUGUCAACUGUUCGAAUAGACCGAAUCUACCCAUCAAUUCAUGUGACCUAUAAUGGGUAUCAAACAUCAACAAACAUGGCGUCCUCCCAUAGGAAACUGUGUGUCAUGUGUUUGCUAAAAAUGAAGCUGAUUUUUUGGUAAAGCACUCACCACCUCAAUUAUCUGAGUACUUUACCCACCUUUGGGUUUAUUUUUUUGUAAAUGCCACUUAUGACACAUUUUGCUGUGGGAAAAUGCCAUGUUUGUUGACAUUUAAUAGGUCACAUGACUUCGUGGGUCCAAUCCGUCUGUUUCACAGCCUUUGGGUUAUACUUGUUGAGACAGUACGCCUGCCUUGACCCUAAAAGAUCCGAGAGGAGGGAAUGGCCCCUUCAACAUGUUUUCCAAUAUUGUGACAUUACUGUUUGUCUCACUUAUCGAGCCUUCGUGCAUAUUUUUAGUAUAAUCUUCCGAUCAUUUUGACGCCAUUUUUUUUUUUAAUCAGACAUACUGUUGUCACGCAGGGCCCACUUUUCCAAGAUGGGUCAGCCAAAAAUGGAUACUUUUUCCACUGACUUGCUUGAUUCAUGCAGGCCAACAUGCGUGUUGCAUUGAAAUUUAAAUGGUCAUAAAAACAAAAAUGUCAAGUGGAAUUGGGUUGAAGCCUCACAUGAGUGUCGUUGCAUGCAUGCCAAGUCUAGCAAUGUGGCAUUGACACAGUUGACAGUUUUUUUUUGGGGGGGGGACGGUAGAAUCUGCCCUCCCCGGCUGUGAGUCCAAAAACCCAGCUCUUGUAGAGUAAAUAUGACAACAGUCUAUCAGGUCUGAAUGCCUGCUGUAAUCCCCUUGUCUACCUGUAUUUAACCAAUAUAUUGUAAAUCUUGCUAAAAUUGUUCAGUAACAGUAAGUCACAAACCCACAGAUUUAAGCUCGGUGAGAUGCAGCUUCACCAGGGCAGUGCAAAGGGCUUACUGGUUGCCUCCCGCACAACACACCAGAAUUUGUAUAGGCUUUGUACAGGUUUCAGGAAAAGUUGAUGAAAUCAUUGCAAGACUGGUUGUCUUUCGACAAGCAUGUUCUGAUUGCCAUGCCUAAAGCACACAGUGGUCAAAUAAUAUUGGAGACAAAUUGUGAAGUAAGGAACGGUUGACCACGAAAUCAUAAUUUAUUCUUCUUUUUCAAUCUUAUUUGAACGAAAGUAGUACAUGUACAUCUCAUGCGUUAAUGGUAAUACCUAAGGAAAUAUGACUUUGCUAACCCUUUCCAUAAAGUUACCGGAAAAACUCUGUUUGAAACUUUUUUUUAAAUUUCUUAUUCCCUGCUCAGAGUGUUAGCAGAUACUUGCUAUUCUCAAAUCACUUUUUAUUUUGAGUUAUUUGUUUAGUUCUGACGAUAGUCAGAUUACCUUUUAAAUGUAUGAUUCACUUAUGAAUUACUCCCACGCGUAAGACAAACUGAACCAAAAAAAUCUAUGUGGUAUUGGAACAAAUGAAGUUAUCUUACAAAUUGCUUCACUUCAUAACUUACCACACUAAUCAACAGAGGUCUACCAAGGAUAGGUACGCUCUUUUUCGCCUCUUCGGUGAAUCUGUUUCCUGUAAAAGCAUUGCUAUUGGCCUGACAAAAACCUAAAAUAUACAGCAUCCAAAUUGACAGGCUACUCGCACACGUUAAACCGCAGCUGGCUACCAGGCCGGGUCCUAUAUGGACGAGAAUAUAAUAUCAAAUCAGUGCUCUGAAAUAUGUGAUGGCAAUCACAUAUUUCAGAGCACUGAUUUGAUAUUUUAUUCUCGUCGAUAUUCUGAUCACGGUUCUACGCAGCCCUUCCAUAUUUCUCGGGUCCUAUAUUGGACGGGGACCAGACUGUUCUCUGAUUAGUGGGGUGUUAUGACUCGGCAAAAUGCGCGCACGCGUUAAGUUGAAACAAUAGUUAUUUGUUUAGUUCUGACGAUAGUCAGAUUACCUUUUAAAUGUAUGAUUCACUUAUGAAUUACUCCCACGUGUAAGACAAACUGAACC